CCAAGGGUUUCGCAUCGUUUUUUGUUCUGGCGGAUGACGAUUCUAUUACCUACGAGACGGUUACCGUUGGAAAAGUUCUUUCCUAUUCUAUUUCCGAAUGUGUCGGGAUGCGCGCGCCCGGUUUUCCACCAAUUAGGUGAUGAUUGUGUUAUUCUACAGGAUGGCCACCCUUAGGCGGGUUUCGGGCGGUUAACAGGUGUUUCCGGUAGUCGCGACUAAUCGAGCGAGCGAGUGAGUGGAAGAGAUGUGAAGCGCAAUCAGAUGCAGAAAGUGAAGUUCAAGAGCAAGUUCGACACGUGUGUUUGUGAUUGGAUAAAACAGCUGAGCUGAGCCAGAGAAGAUUACGCAUAUGAGAAUAACUGGUGUUUAUUGUGCUUGAUUUAUGUGCCAUUAACGAAAGCUAGUAUACUGUGGAGAAAGGAAGAUAUAUUAAUGUUCUGAGCUUUGAAAAUGUUGUGAUUGACUAAAAGAGCUACCUUCUUCGCUGAUUGAUGCAAAUAAUGAAACCGUCGUCUGCAAACGAGACACAUCGGAAGCGACAAGUAACUGCACAAGGCAAAACCAGAGUAACAGUAAGCUGAAACACAGAACGGUAGUGCAACAACUUUACAACGAUCCAUUCAGCCAUCCAUCUCGAGGAGAAAUCUGCGAAUUAUGAUAAUGAGACGCGAUUGAAUGCCGAAUGAAGAACAAACACAAAAACGAGUGCCAAUGAAUUGUCGGAAUGGUUACAAUUGUCACCUUUGAAAGAGAAGAAAAUACGCGUGCCGUGGUGGGUGUUGAAUUUUAAAUACUCAAUCGGUUGUCCGUCGAGACCUUAAGGUUUCUCACUCUCAUUAUGUGCAUGUGUCAAUAUGAACCGUGAUCGAACUCGAGUUCGAUUACCCUAAGCCAGCAGAGUGCCAGCGUCAGUGUGCUGUAUGCGAAUGCAACCUGCGACCUACAUGCAGCCUAGGAAAAUUAUGAUUAGCACGACCCGAACAAAAUCAAUGUUAGGUAUCUCAAACUUCGUCGUUGUCGCACCAAAGUGUCGUUGGUUGAAUGAAUAAUUAUUGUCUUAUUAGACUGCAUCAGCCGUUUGAUCGCGCUGUACAUACCUUCGUUAGAAGAAGAAAAAAAUCGUGGCUCAGUGUCUCGUGCCCGGGGAAGGAAACCCGUAAUUAAGACCCCGCAUGUUGUUUGCCCUCAAAGCGCACCUCGAAGACGUCGAAUUACGUGAUUGUAAGUUUCAAGAAGCCCAAGCGCUCAGAAGCAUGUGUAGUGCAACAUCUAUUGGUUGGUCGAUGAUCGUCAAUUUACGCGUAUGACGAACUUAUGCAACAGGCGAAGUGCAUCGAAUGAUGCUGUUGCAUUGUGCAGUUAAGAUAAACAAGCAGUAGCAGCAGCAUCAAUUCAUACAUCAGAAGAAAAUCAUUUGCCGGUUUAUGUGAACUUGAAGACAAGCGAAACCGUAUGAAUGAGCAAAUUGUGGCCAGUAUAGAGUUCGUGAUGUACGACUAUUUAAGAUGUGACAGCUCGUGAUUGAAUCAAUUUGGCAUACAUCACAGUUCGUUUCCCAACUUCUAGCGUACGGUCAUACCAUCACCCUAAUGCCAUCUAGCGGUUCCGGGUGGAUUUUGUCACAUAGCAACAGAUUGCAACGGCUCAAUGCUGCAAUCCGAUGAGAGGUGCAGUGUCAACUCUGAUGCUCGACGGGACAAUUUCCGAGUCGCCACCGGCAGCAGAGUAAAGCAACGUAAGACAACAAACAACAACAGUCAUUACAGCAACCCAGCGUUGGCUCAAUUAGACGCCCGUUGGGUCAUAGCUAGAUAUACCAAAUAGAUAGCCGGAGAAGUUCAGUAGGUACAUACAAACACACAAAGCCGGGAACAACACGACCUUGACGGAACGAAACAGGGAAAGAAGCCGGACAGAACCCAUCACAAGCAAGCGCUCCAAAGUGGAACAUAGUCGUACAAAACUCAACGCAAGAAUAUUAAAAAGUGAAGAGCCAAAAGCAUCAUUCUUUGCCAGAUAUCAACCAAACACACAAACCCAGUUUAGCCACCAGUAGUAGUAGGAGGAACGAUACGUCCUCAAACCAAAAUAAAAAAAAAUGACAUCCUCAACAACGACGGACGCAACCGAUUCGGAGUUCGACCAGAGGAAGCUUCAAUGCUUGGAAAUGCUCAACGCAACCACCGAAUUCACCACAACCCGGUCUGGACCUUUCUGCAGGGGAACCUGGGAUGGUUGGCUCUGUUGGCCGGAUACUGCGGCUGGCGAAUCUGCACUGCUACCCUGCCCAGAUUUCAUGGAUGGAUUCGAUCCAACAAGAUUCGCACACAAAGACUGCGAUGAGGACGGAGAAUGGUUUAGGCAUCCACUGACCAACAGAACUUGGUCCAAUUACACAACCUGCGUUAAUUUGGAUAAGCUCGAGUGGAUGGAACAAGUGAGAACGAUAUACGAAACGGGAUACUCGAUUUCGCUGAUAGCCCUCAUCUUAUCGCUUGGUAUUUUAAGUUACUUUAGGUCACUGAAAUGCGCUCGCAUUACGCUACAUAUGAACCUGUUUGCGUCGUUUGCCUCAAACAACACACUCUGGCUGCUGUGGUACCGGAUGGUGCUGGCAGAUCCGGAAGUUCUCAAGCACAAUGGGGCGUCCUGCAUCACACUGCACCUGGUGCUGCACUACUUCCUCAUCACCAACUACGCGUGGAUGCUCUGCGAAGGAUUCUAUCUGCACACGGUCCUGGUGUCGGCAUUCGUUUCGGAGAAAAAACUCGUCAACUGGCUUGUGGUCCUCGGAUGGACCACACCGGGGAUCGUGAUCAUGGCGUAUGGAUUUCUGCGAGGAUACGCCGGUACCCCGGAGGAUACGAUAGAGUGCUGGAUGAACGAAAGCGUGUAUGAUAACGUUUUCAAGGCACCGGUGUGCAUCUCGAUGCUGCUCAAUUUGCUAUUCCUGUGCAAUAUCAUACGAGUAGUUCUGCUGAAGUUGAAAGCUCCUGCGGGACCGCAAGGUACCGGGCCAUCGAGAACCAUACUGCAAGCGUUCAGAGCCACUCUGCUGCUAGUUCCGCUUCUUGGCCUACAGUACAUAUUGACUCCGUUCCGACCCGAUCCUGGACAUUCUUAUGAGCGAACGUACGAAAUUAUAUCGGCGUUCACGGCAUCAUUCCAAGGUCUAUUCGUAGCCGUCCUGUUCUGUUUCUUCAACGGAGAGGUUAUCGCACAAGUGAAACGGAAAUGGCGCACCGUGUUCUUGCGGACUCGAACCAAUUCCUACACCGCAACGCAAGUGUCCUUCAUUCGUAGCGGUCCGCCUAUUCCCGGCGAAGAGAAGGUCUGACUAAAAGAGUACGCCAGCGGCAAUAGGUCUCCCCAGCCAACGAGCUUGAACCCCGUUAACGAUCGGAGUUUUUCGGGAAAUCCAACGACACCAACGGGUUUGGAAGGUAAGAGCAACGGUAAUGGACCGGACUUAUCGGUUGACGUGUCGAAAGAUGACGCAAUCUUUGGAGACGCCAAAGCAAAGAUCAAUGGAGCUUCCGCCCAUAUCGAAGAACGGCUCGGCACAUGGCGGAGAGGUUCAAUUGAGUGUAGACAUGUGAAGUUACCUCUUCUGGAAGCGCAACACAGGGAAAACGAUGGGGAUCGUGAGGGAGAGGCUGAACAAGCUUCGCAACUUUUCGUCGAGCCGGCUCCGGCAGAUGAAGUGUUGUGAACUCUCGUUAGAACACAAAUGUAUCGAAUUAAUGAUAGGUGAAUUUAUUAGCUUAAGGUUCAAAGAAUUUCGAAUAUGUACAAUGAUGUAGUCAUUCUAAGCUUAGUCUUACUAUUGUGACCGGUGGAAACCCACUUAACUACGCGUAGUUUUUAUUUUAACGUUCUUAAACGCUUCAAUUUUUUUGUAGCAAAUACACAAACACACUCCACCUGUUGAGGGAUAAAUGUGAUCAUGGUGCAAAAUAAAACUUUUUGAUUCGUGUGG
This is a messenger RNA of Aedes aegypti (yellow fever mosquito), 3979 nucleotides long. RefSeq names its product calcitonin gene-related peptide type 1 receptor (gene Dh31-R). The record is from RefSeq and is a predicted model, not a curated record. The coding region runs from base 2099 to 3337 and encodes 412 amino acids. Gene Ontology annotation, molecular function: calcitonin receptor activity. Gene Ontology annotation, cellular component: plasma membrane. The transcript has 14 exons. Gene Ontology annotation, biological process: cell surface receptor signaling pathway; adenylate cyclase-modulating G protein-coupled receptor signaling pathway. Lineage: Eukaryota; Metazoa; Arthropoda; Insecta; Diptera; Culicidae.